Molecule: messenger RNA, 273 nt
Organism: Moneuplotes crassus
Lineage: Eukaryota; Ciliophora; Spirotrichea; Euplotida; Euplotidae
Source: the annotation of a GenBank genome assembly
AUGGAAUGUUUCCAUUCCAAAAGACAUCGCAUUGAAGCGCCUCCUUGCCAGAAACACAAACCUGAACGAAGAAGAAGCACUGAAAAGGAUAGAUUCUCAGAUAACAGACGAAGAGAGGUCUGAACACUCAAACUUUGUUAUUGAUGGAAGUCUUCCUUCCCAAGAGAAGAAAGAUAUCCUUGCAAACAAGCUUCAAGAGUACCAAGAGCUCUUUGAACUCAAAGACGCAGUUUAGCAUCCUGAAUCAAAAUCACCAAUCUUAACAAUAUUUAA